Hyalella azteca is the source of this 1288-nucleotide messenger RNA. Its product is annotated as pyroglutamyl-peptidase 1. Gene Ontology annotation, biological process: proteolysis. Gene Ontology annotation, cellular component: cytosol. NCBI's taxonomy places the organism in Eukaryota, Metazoa, Arthropoda, Malacostraca, Amphipoda, Hyalellidae. Bases 231 to 1100 code for a protein of 289 amino acids. The transcript has 5 exons. The record is from RefSeq and is a predicted model, not a curated record. Gene Ontology annotation, molecular function: pyroglutamyl-peptidase activity.
UAAAGAAUAAGAGUGUCAAGGUGGUUUAAUAGCUAACAACAUUGUUUCUAGAAUUUUUUUUUUCUGUCCUCAAGAAAAUUGUUUCCAUUAGAUUGGAGAGUGACUAAUAGUAUUAUUUUAUUCAUUCUGAAAUUUGCAUAUUGAAUUUUUUAUUUUCUGAAUGCAUUGUAGUUCAUUCAACUUCACUGGUUACAAAAUCAAUAGAGGAUUUUUCCACUAAUCCAAUUGGUAUGAAUUCAUCACAAAAUAAUUUGGAUGAAAAACCUGUUAUUUAUUUGACUGGAUUUGGGCCAUUUGGCGGCUACAAAGUAAAUGCAAGUGAUGCUGCUGUAUCUUUGGUGGAGAAAACUAAUUUGGCCCAUGAACUGGGAGUGGAGCUAGUAUGCGAGACUCUAGAAGUUGAUUAUUGCUCUGCUAGAAAAAUUCUUCCUCAAAGAUGGACUCAACUUAAGCCAAAGCUUGUGGUACAUGUUGGUGUCGCAGGACACGCUAGUAAACUCACACUGGAAGAGCAAGCCGGCAAUGAUGGCUACACUUGCCUUGAUAUCAAACACACAUGCCCGCAGGACCACUGCUGCAUUCCAGGUGGAAAAGAUAUCUUGAUGACAAACCUACCACUUAAAGAUGUUGCUCGAGACAUCAACCAAAAUGUUUCCCUUCAAUUGAAGUGUGAACUCUCACAGGAUCCUGGCAAGUACCUAUGCUCAUUCGUCUACUACACAUCUCUCAACCAAGACGCAUCACGUAGCAUCUUCAUCCAUGUUCCACCCUUGGAGGUCUGCUCUGCCGAAAUAACUGCCAAAGCUCUAGCUCAAGCAAUCCGGCUACUGUACAGAACGGUACAAGUCGCUGAUGCGACAACUAACAUAGUCAGUGCACAGGAAUCGGUAAAUGGAAAUACGCGACCGGUCGAGAACGACUGUGUCAAUAACCCGAGGCUUAUUGACACAGAGCGCAACACGUCAUUUCAAGAACAGGAGGAAGGCCCCGCAGGGACUGCUACAAGUAGAGUGCUUCCCACCUCAAACGAUGCCAAACCUGCCGGCGAAAUUGGUGAUGGUGCACUAGAAAUGAGCAAGCUAAAUUUGACUGGAGAUUGACGCCUUGCUAUGAAAACCAACGCCGAAAUGAUUUCCCCUAAAAUAUUCACAAACAAGUGGAUUAACCUAAUUUUGCUGAUGUGAAGAAGGGUUGAGGCAGAGACAAGGUACCUCCGUCCGUAUGAUGUCAGAGAUGAUUACGUGGCAAUAAUCAAUUCCAUAGUUCUAGGUCAUUUUAUACCACUGUU